Molecule: messenger RNA, 1523 nt
Organism: Colletotrichum acutatum
Lineage: Eukaryota; Fungi; Ascomycota; Sordariomycetes; Glomerellales; Glomerellaceae
Product: S-adenosyl-L-methionine-dependent methyltransferase
Exons: 8
Coding region: 501-1523 (340 amino acids)
Molecular function (GO): methyltransferase activity
Source: RefSeq, a predicted model, not a curated record
CGUAAAUCGUGAGAAUUUCACAGGGCCCACAUACCAUCGAUGAAGAACUCUGUAUCGGGCGAUUCGUUGUCUCUCAAACGGCCCAAAGCCGCGGCCCUGGCUGGGUCCUUCACAGUCUGCAACUGGAAAUAGACAAGGACCGAACGGGAUUGAAUGAUUCGCCACGCCUUUGGACUCCUGCUGCUUUUGUCUUAGAGGGAAAUUGGCAGUUGGUUCUGAUACGUUCAGAACCCUUGCUUGUUGGAAGCAGGCUGUUCCGAGUCCCCACGAGCAAACCGAAUCCUUGCCACCAACAUUGCCAACAUGCAUAAUUGUCUCCAUUCUAGAAGAGGGGUAGCAUUCGUUGGUUUCACAGAGAGGAUAAAUGAUGGUUCGUGCCGUCGCGCGUCGCUCGUCACUUUCCAAAUCUUGACGAGCUUCAGACAGUGAGCGCCGCAGACUGAAUCGAUCACCCACUGGCCUUACACUCUGCGCAAUUGUAUCAGAACUCAUCUGUCGUGAUGUCUGAGAAUCCUACCAGUCCCGUGCCUCCGGCGCCUACUGAUGGGCUCAGCCCGACCAACCCUACGCCUGCGGAUGGCCCCGUUGUAGCACCAGAUGAUGAUCUCACCGAUGACACCUCGUCGGACAGAGCAACUAGCAUUGCGUCUUCCAGCACGAGUCUAGCCAGCUCUAUUCUGCAACAUCGCAUCGAGAACGGGCGGACGUAUCACAAGUACAAGGAUGGCAAAUACCACUACCCUAACGACGAGAAGGAGAACGACAGACUCGAUCUUCAACACAACAUUUACCUACUCAGCCUCAACUACAAGUUAGGCCUGGCCCCUCCCAACGACAACCUCAAGGCUCAGCGUGUCCUCGACGUAGGAACCGGAACCGGAUUGUGGGCUAUUGAUUUCGGUGAUGAGCAUCCCGAAGCCGAGGUGGUUGGAGUUGACCUCACUCCAGUGCCAACUGCAUUUGUUCCGCCCAACGUCAAAUUCGAGGUCGAUGACAUCGAGGAGCCCUGGACGUACAGCCAACCUUUCGACUACAUCCACAUUCGCGGGAUGACCUCGAGUAUUAGUGAUUGGAAAAAGUUUUUCGAGAAGGCUUACAAUCAUCUGACCCCUGGCGGCUACAUCGAGCUGUUUGAGGGCCACAUGAGGCCCGACUGCGACGAUGGUACAUUGACAUCGGAGAACGCCCUCAUCAAGUGGGUAGACAAGAUCGAAGAGGCCUCCAAGAUCUUUGGCCGCCCUUACAUCGACGUUCCAGGCCUGGUACCUCUCCUCAAGGAGACCGGCUUUAUCGAUGUGGAGGUAGUCAAGUAUAAAUGGCCCGUCAGCCCCUGGGCAAAGGACCCAUACUACAAGGAGCUUGGCGAGUGGUGCCUCGAGAACUUUAUGGAGGGUCUCGAAGGCUGGAGCUUGGCUGCCUUCACGAGAGCCCUCAAUUGGACCAAGGAGGAGGUUCAGAUCUUCCUCAUUCAAGUCAGAAAUGAAUUGAAGGACAGAAGGAUACACGCAUACUCGUCUCUGUAA